UUUUUUUUUUAUAAAACAUCAACUGUUUUUUCUUUCCUUUUGUAUAAUAAAUAACACAUAUAUCGUUCGAUUUCAUGACCAUUCAAGAAUCCGAAAAAAUUUCUGUUUCCCCUAGAAACAGCUUCACCCAAUCGUUCAAAAUUGAAGAAACUGCAAUUGACAAUGCUAUCGAAGAAGAUGAAUCAUCUGUUAUCAAUGAAUUUGGCCAUGGUGAUGGUUCUUUUUUUACUGCUUAUUUCAGUGUCGUCUGCGUAGUUGCAGGUACAGGUACCCUUGGUCUUCCCAAAGCCUUUGCCAUAGGUGGUUGGUUAGGUGUUUUAAUCAUGUUCUUGGCCUACUUCAUGUCUGUUUACAGUGGUAUCAUCUUGAUUCGCUGUUUGUAUUAUAAGCCCGGCCACCGUCUUCACAACUACAAAUCUGUCGGUGUUGCUGCAUUUGGUAUUCCUGGUUAUAUCAUUGCUAGUGUUCUUCACCUUCUCAACAUUUUCGGUUGUCCUGCUCUUUAUAUGGUUCUUGCUAGUAGCAACUUGAACUAUUUGCUUCGUAAUACAAGCGGUGCCCUUGAUCUCAAGACCUGGAACUGUAUCAUUGGUGCUAUUUUGUUGAUUCCCGGUCUCGUCGCCAGAACAUUAAAAGAAAUCACCGCCCUUUCUGUCGUUGCUGUCCUCAGUACCAUGAUUGCCGUUUUUGCUGUUGCUAUUCAAGGUCCUCUUGAACGUAACGCAAAGCCCGCUGGUUCUGUUAUCACCGACGGUGUUAUUUGGACUGGUUUCCCUUCUGCUCUUGCUACCAUUGCUUUUUCUUACGGUGGUAUUAACACAUAUCCUCACGCUGAACAUGCUUUGAAGAAGCCUCACCAAUGGAAAUGGGCCGUUUUUGCUGGUUUGAGUACCUGUACUGGUCUCUACCUCUUGACAGCUGUUCCUGGCUACUGGGCCUAUGGUCGUGAAACCCAGUCUCCUGUCUAUAACUCCUUGGAAAAUGAAGCUGCCCGUAUGGUUGCUGUCAUUGUCAUGACUGUGCAUGUUAUCUUGGCUAUCCCUAUCUAUACUAUCUCCUUUUCUUUGGAAUUUGAAGAAUGGAUCAAGUGUUCUGAUGAAAAGUAUGGCAAGUUUGGUGCUUGGGCCGUUCGCUCUAUUGUUCGUACUGCCACCAUGGCUAUUCUUGUCGUGUUGGCUAUCUUUGUUCCUUACUUUGAUGACUUUAUGAGUUUGAUUGGUGCUCUUGCCAACUGUGGUCUUGUGUUCCUUUUGCCUGUUUCUUGUUACUUGAAGCUUACUGGUAUUCGUAACAAGCCUUGGUACGAGCUUGCUUUCUGUGCUCUUACUCUCUUUUUGGGUAUCAUUGGUUGUAUUUUUGGUUCUAUUGAUGCUAUCAAGGCCCUUAUCAGAGAUUUCAAUAGUUAAAUACCUUCACGUAAAACUCUUUUUUUUUUCGAUACCAUCAUAUCCUCUCUAUCUUUUGUUUCCUUUAAUCACAUAUUAUACAUAUGUAAACACUCAUUUUGUAAAUACAUAUAUAUACUUUAGAAUAUAUUCAGUAAAUAAAACCCUAUUUUACACAUUCAUUCGUCACUUUGAAAAGGGUCUAUUGAAUUACUCAUUAUGUAAGUGCUGCGUAAGUCAGGAAGUGAGUUACCGCGGAUAAGGUAAACCCAAAUGUGAAUUCAACAUUCUGUUCACUUAUUACAGAAUUAUACUUACCCAUGACUGUAUAAGU
Molecule: messenger RNA, 1719 nt
Organism: Gilbertella persicaria
Lineage: Eukaryota; Fungi; Mucoromycota; Mucoromycetes; Mucorales; Choanephoraceae
Product: transmembrane amino acid transporter protein-domain-containing protein
Exons: 2
Coding region: 75-1406 (443 amino acids)
Source: RefSeq, a predicted model, not a curated record